AUGUCUGAUACACCUCUAUCCCUAGUUCUAGGCGUCCUAGCGUUCUGCCGCCGAUUUGUACUCCCAGCGGAAAUGAUGGCGGACGAGAGUCAUAAAGAAGCGCCAAUCCUCAUGGAUCUCCCCUGGGUGGACGAUGAAGGAGCAAUUACCAACUAUAAGUGUCCACCACCCGAGUUGGAGAAGAUUCGGUGCCAAUAUCAAUUACUCCCGAGCGAGGAGGGAGACUGCUCUGACGAUGAGUCCACACCGCUACUCGGAUCGGCAGAAGACUGGGAGCCUCCCUCGCCAGCACUUCCAGAUGAGGGGACAGGCUCCUUGGCUGACAAGUCCACACCACUACUCGGAUCAGAAUCAGACGGAGAGACUUUCCAGCCAGCACCACAAAGUGAAGACACAGGCUCCUCCUCCUCACCACCACCACUCGACCAAGAUGAUGACUGGGGCCCCUACCAACGAGCACUUCCCAAAGAAGAAACCGACCUCAUUACUCUCGAUCCCACAUCAACAGCACCAUCCACUCCUGCUGUUGAUUCCUCACCAGCGUCCAGCAACCCCAACACCGAGCAUCCCCCGGAGCCAACGCUUCAGAAUCACACGCCGCAAAGCGUCUCCGUAUCAAACCCGCAUCCGCCCUCCUCUAUCCAAGAUCCCGACCUCGAUCCCAACUCGGUUCCACCAGUACUGGCCUUGAGCUCCCCCACCUCUCCGUGCUUCACGCAUGACCUCGAGAAAUAUGAUCUUCUCCGCCAGAACCUCAGUGACAAGGUGGACAGACUGCAUAAGAUUCUCUGCGCUGGAGAUGAUCCAGUAUGCAUGCACUGA
Molecule: messenger RNA, 822 nt
Organism: Endocarpon pusillum Z07020
Lineage: Eukaryota; Fungi; Ascomycota; Eurotiomycetes; Verrucariales; Verrucariaceae
Exons: 1
Coding region: 1-822 (273 amino acids)
Source: RefSeq, a predicted model, not a curated record